AAAAGAAUCUGGUUAUUUGUUUUUUAAGGUUACGUGUGUAAGAAAAUAUUUUGAUACUUUGAAAGCAAAUUAUGUCUACAAAAGUCAGUUAUAAACGAUACAAAUGGGCUCUUGAUACAGGAACAAGGGGCAAGGCGGACCGGAGCUACGACCUGGCGUCCCCGCCGGGCUACAACCCGUCUGCGGGCCAGAACUACACCGAGGUCGCCAGGGAGUCAGACCCCAACCAGCUGAUCAUCAAGAAGUCCUGGGAACUGGCACUGGGCCCGUUGAAGCAGGUUCCAAUGAACUUAUUCUUCAUGUAUAUGGCUGGUAACUCAAUUUCUAUCUUUCCAAUCAUGAUGGUGGGGAUGUUCAUAAUGCGCCCCGUGAAGGCUCUCUUUACCAUCCAGAACACGUUCAAGAUGAUCGAAGGCAGCCACGCGAUGGGCCAGAAGUUCGUGUACCUGCUGGGCAACGUGAUCUGCGUGGCCGUGGCGCUGUACAAGUGCCACUCGAUGGGGCUGCUGCCGCUGCACACGUCCGACUGGCUGGCCUUCGUCGAGCCCCAGGCCCGGAUGGAGUACUCGGGGGGAGGCGUCUCCCUCGCCUGAGUCAUUCCCGUUGCGUUGUCCACGUGUAUGCAAAUUAUUAUUAUUAUUUCAAGCCAUCUUAAUUUGGAUUCUUCACAACACCAAAACUAUAAAUGUAAUAUAUUUAUUGUUAAUAAAAUACAGUUGUCAAACUAA
Bacillus rossius redtenbacheri is the source of this 728-nucleotide messenger RNA. It is a transcript of the gene EMC4, whose product is annotated as ER membrane protein complex subunit 4. The transcript has 4 exons. The record is from RefSeq and is a predicted model, not a curated record. Gene Ontology annotation, cellular component: EMC complex. Gene Ontology annotation, biological process: protein folding in endoplasmic reticulum. Lineage: Eukaryota; Metazoa; Arthropoda; Insecta; Phasmatodea; Bacillidae. Bases 72 to 593 code for a protein of 173 amino acids.